This is a messenger RNA of Sorex araneus (European shrew), 2762 nucleotides long. RefSeq names its product differentially expressed in FDCP 8 homolog (gene DEF8). The coding region runs from base 102 to 1517 and encodes 471 amino acids. Lineage: Eukaryota; Metazoa; Chordata; Mammalia; Eulipotyphla; Soricidae. The record is from RefSeq and is a predicted model, not a curated record. The transcript has 12 exons.
CCGGGCCGGGCCGGGGCGGGGCGCGGCGGGGGCUGUGACCCGGCGGCGGCGGCGGCGGCGGCGGCGGCGGCAGGGACAGAGCGGCCCGCAGGUGGGAUGCUAUGGAAUAUGACGAGAAGCUUGCCCGCUUCCGGCAGGCCCACCUCAACCCCUUCAACAAGAAGCUGGGCCUAAGGCACCAUGAGCCAGACGCGGGUGAGGACAGACCAGACAGCCCUGGUGAAGAGGCCCCGCCUGAGCUGCCCGCUGGGGAACUGGAGUUUCGCUGCUCAGAGCGAGUGAUGGACCUGGGGUUGGCCGAAGAUCAUUUCUCUCGUCCUGUGGCUGUCUGUGAGGGCCAUGGCGGGAGCACUGCGACUCUCACCCACCCUCCUCCCUGCAAGGGUCUGUUCCUGGCCUCGGACGUGCAGCAGCUGCGCCAGGCCAUCGAGGACUGCAAGCAGGUGAUCCUGGACCUUCCUGAGCACUCCGAGAAGCAGAAGGACGCUGUCGUCAGGCUCAUCCACCUGCGGCUGAAACUGCAGGAGCUGAAGGACCCCAAUGAGGACGAGCCCAACCUCCGAGUCCUUCUGGAGCACCGAUUCUACAAAGAGAAGAGCAAGAGUGUGAAGCAGACGUGUGACAAGUGCAACACCAUCAUAUGGGGGCUCAUUCAGACGUGGUACACCUGCACAGGGUGCUACUACCGAUGUCACAGCAAGUGCUUGAACCUCAUCUCCAAGCCCUGCGUCCGCGCCAAAGUCAGCCACCAGGCCGAGUACGAGCUGAGCAUCUGCCCUGAGACAGGGCUGGACAGCCAGGAUUACCGCUGUGCUGAGUGCCGGGCACCCAUCUCUCUGCGCGGAGUGCCCAGCGAGGCGCGGCAGUGUGACUACACCGGCCAGUACUACUGCAGCCACUGCCACUGGAACGACCUGGCCGUCAUCCCCGCCCGGGUGGUGCAUAACUGGGACUUUGAGCCCCGCAAGGUGUCCCGCUGCAGCAUGCGCUACCUGGCGCUGAUGGUGUCACGGCCGGUGCUCCGACUCCGGGAGAUCAACCCUCUGCUGUUCAACUACGUGGAGCAGCUGGUGGAGAUCCGGAAGCUGCGCCAGGACAUCCUGCUCAUGAAGCCGUACUUCCUCACGUGCAGGGAGGCCAUGGACGCACGGCUGCUGCUGCAGCUCCAGGACCGGCAGCACUUUGUGGAGAACGACGAGAUGUACUCCAUUCAGGACCUGCUGGACGCACACACUGGCCGCCUGGGCUGCUCGCUCACAGAGACCCACACGCUCUUUGCCAAGCACAUCAAGCUGGACUGUGAGCGGUGCCAGGCCAAAGGCUUCGUGUGUGAGCUUUGCAGAGAGGGGGACGUGCUGUUCCCCUUCGACAGCCACACAUCCGUGUGCACAGAGUGCUCUGCUGUUUUCCACAGGGACUGCUACUAUGACAACUCCACCACGUGCCCUAAGUGCGCCCGGAUCACGCUGCGGAAGCAGUCACUCUUCCAGGAGACGUGCCCAGAGGUGGAUGCCUAGAACCACCCUCCCAGGCCCGUACGGCACCUGCUCCAUCGUCAUUGCCAAAGCCAAGGUGUUCCCGGCUCUCUGGAGAGAGACCCCAUUCUCUAGUGCCAGGAGUGGGGUAGUCUGGGCGCUCCUGGGACUCAGGCUGUACGGAGUGCCUGCUGUGACAGAGGGGAAUGGGGCGGGCUUCACAUCUCAUGAGGACACUGCACGGCCUUGGCAUCCCCAGGGUGACUCUGCAUGCCGGCCACUAGGACUCCCGGGACCUGUGUCUGGGUGAGGAAUAUGGGUUCUCCCUGGGGGCCGCCAUCAUCCUGGCUGUGUCUCUGGGAACCUGUGGCUCUCUCCAGGGCCCAGCCAGAGGGUAGGUUCCAGGAGGCUGGCAUGGACCCAUUAUUUCCAGGGACCAGUACUGUCCCCAGAAGCUGCAUCCUGCUGGCCCAGCACUGCGAGGGCUCCAGGCCCCAGGUCAGGUGCUGCAAAUGUUUUCAAGAGAGCACAUCACAUCCCGGGCAGGAAACCUGGGGACUGAGAAGUGAGGGUCCUGCACUCUGACUGGAAAGGGGGCUCAGGAUGGAGUCUGUGACCCAUCGCCCUUCCAGACAUCUCAGGACCCACAUGUGGUCUCCUGCCUCCCAGCAGCUCUUCUCGUCUGCACCAUGCUCGGCCUCCUUGCAGGUGGUCAGCACACAGUCCACACACAGGUGGGCGUCGGGAUGCGGCUGCUGCAGACACAGGUCUGAGCACAGCCCAGGGCCAAGGUCAGGUCAGCCUCAUGACAGUGUUGCCAGGAAAACCACUCGCGUGGCUUCAGACCACCCUUCAGGCCAUCCAUCCUGACCUGUGGCAACGGGACAAUGCGCAGCAGAUGUGUGUGUGUGUGUGUGUGUGUGUGUGUGUGUGUGGUCCAUUCAACAAUGCGCAGCAGGUGUGUGUGUGUGUGUGUGUGUGUGUGUGUGUGUGGUCCAUUCAACAAUGCGCAGCAGGUGUGUGUGUGUGUGUGUGUGUGUGUGUGUGUGCGCGCGCGCGCGUGUGUGUGAGGUCCAUUCAACAGAUGGUCCUACCUGCUUCCCAACCUGCCCCUACCUCUUCCCCCAACCUGUCCCACCACCCCAUCUGAGACAGUCCUCAGUCACACGCAGGCUCAGAGCUGACAGUACAGCAGCAAGAAGCGUCUCGGCCAGCCCCUCACCAAGCAUUGGGGCAUCUGCUCUGAUGCCUAUCAGCACUGUACCCAUUAAAUACCUAUACUCUGGA